UUUUACUCGCGUCCGGUCCGCUGGCGGGUGCACUUUCUUUCCGCCGCCGUCGCCGUCUCUCAGUGGAAGCGGCACUCAGUACGACGCGAUAACUCGGUUUAGUGUGCACACGGUCGCGACGUCGUAUAGGAGGUAACCACUUACCGCGGUGUGUAAUACGCGCGACGCGUCUGGAACAUCGUCACAUCGCUCGGACGGCCGCUCGUCGCACUCGCCAACAAGUACGCGCUCGAUCGCUAUCCGUAGCUCGCUCGUGCGGACGGACGAACGCGCGCGCAGACCGCGGCCACCGCGCGUUUAUGUUGCUCGGCCGCCGUCGACGAUGCGGUCGCAGCAGCUGCAGCAGAUGGUGGUGCACGUGUGUAUGCUGACCGCGGCCGUCGCCUCGACCGUCGGCCACGGAUCGGCCACCACCCCGGCGUCCGCGUCCACGGACAACGACGACGACGGCACGUCCAGACCCGACAGGCAGGACGACAAGCGAAUAUUCUUUGACGACAUAUUUGGUUCAGUCAGCUACGAGCCCGAGGAGAAGUUACCUGUGUCCAACUGCACUUGCAAUUGUGGAGUGCCCAACCAAGAAAUCCGCAUAGUGGGUGGCCGCCCCACCGGGGUGCACAGGUAUCCAUGGGUAGCGAAACUCAUGUACGAAAGCCAUUUCCACUGCGGCGGAUCACUCAUCAACAGCGAUUACGUGCUAACCGCAGCUCAUUGCGUCCGGAAAUUGAAAAAAUCUCGUAUACGUGUGAUAUUCGGCGACCACGACCAGAGCACGACGACCGACGGUGAAACGAUUACCAGGAUGGUAUCUUCGAUCGUGCGUCAUCGAAACUUUGACGUGAACUCGUACAACCACGACGUGGCUCUGCUACGGCUGCGGAAGGCGGUACCGUUUACCAAAUCAGUGAGGCCGAUAUGUUUGCCGUUAGCUACCCGCGAACCGUCUGGAAAAGUAGGAACCGUGGUCGGUUGGGGCCGUGUGUCAGAAGGUGGAAAUCUGGCGGACGUUGUGCAAGAAGUUCAAGUGCCGAUCCUGUCGUUGGCACAGUGCAGGGCUUCAAAAUACCGACCACAGAGAAUCACCGCCAACAUGAUUUGCGCCGGAAAGGGAGUCGAGGACUCUUGUCAGGGUGACAGUGGAGGUCCCUUGUUGAUAAAUAGCGAUGUCGAUGACAAGUUGGAAAUAGUUGGCAUAGUGUCUUGGGGCGUCGGCUGUGGUAGACCCGGUUACCCGGGCGUGUAUACCAGAGUUACCAAAUACCUGGAUUGGAUUCAAAAGAAUAUGAGGGACACCUGCGCUUGCGUGUACAAUAAUGUACAGCUCUGCGAUAUCACAGCGUUCAUGACACCGAGUCGCCAAGGUUCGUUUGUCGCGGGCGUUCUGCUCGUAAUAGCAUGUGCAACGCAACAGGGUCAUGGCAUAAGAAACGUAUUCACAGACUUCGGAUUUCGCAGACCUACGCCUCAAAUCGCAGUGAAUUCGGUCACCAAAAAUGGCCAAGAGUGCGACUGCAGUUGCGGAUCUCCGAACGUCGACACUAAGAUCGUGGGCGGUGACCCUUCGGGUGUGCACGAAUACCCCUGGAUGGUCCGUCUGUCGUAUUUCAAUCAAUUCUACUGCGGCGGUACGCUGAUCAACGAUAGAUACGUGCUGACGGCUGCUCAUUGUGUCAAAGGAUUCUUUUGGCCGCUGAUCAAAGUCACCUUUGGCGAACACGAUUAUUGCAAUGCCACUAGAAAACCGGAAACCCGAUUCGUCUUGAGGUCCAUCGUAGGUGAGUUCAGUUACCUGAAUUUCCAAAACGAUUUGGCGCUGUUGAGGCUCAACGACCGAGUGCCGAUGUCUGCUACAAUAAAGCCCGUUUGUUUGCCGACCGACACAAACGACACGUACAGUAACGGCGUGGGAAAGGCUGCCGGUUGGGGUACGCUGUACGAGAACGGAAGUCCGUCGUGUCACCUGAGACAAGUGGACGUGCCGAUAAUCGACAACAAGGAGUGCGCCAAGACCAACUACACAGGUGACCUGAUCACGGAUAACAUGAUUUGCGCGGGGCACGAGAUGGGUGGAAAGGACUCUUGCCAGGGUGAUAGCGGUGGACCGCUGAUGAGACUCAUGGAAAACAAACGGUUCGAGAUCAUCGGGAUCGUGAGUUGGGGUCACGGAUGCGCCCGUCCUGGAUAUCCUGGAGUAUACACCAGAGUUGCCAAAUAUUUACCUUGGAUCAAAGAAAACUCCAAAGAAGGAUGUUAUUGUUCGCAAUGAUAAGAAAAGUGAGGAGACAAUACUAAAUAUACGACUGGAAAUUUCAAUAUAUAUAAUAUAAACCUACCUAUAGAUACAUAGUAGGAAUAUUAUAGUAAUAUCAUGUUUAAACGAGGAGGCAUAAUUUAUUAUUAAUUCAAAGCUAAGAACUUACCUAGGUAGUUAUCAUAUUAUAAUAGUACCUACCUACAGGGGCGGCACCGAGGGGGUGGCCUAGGCACCACAGCGCCCCCAAGCUCUAUUUCUAAACAAUUUUAUACUGUUAAAAUCAAAAUUACCAAAAAAAUCAUCAAAAUUUUCUGAAAAUUAUUACUUGCUCCCCCCCUCUACUAUGCCUCUGGAGCCGCCCCUGCCUACCUAUCGUUAAUUAUUGUGAUUGAAUUAUAUAAAUAUAGAAUAAACUGGGUGCAUCAUGGACAUGGAAAUCUGACAAUUAAAAUUGAAGGCUUCAGCUUCAGUGCAGUAAUGACUAACAAACUUUGGUAGGUACUUUAGUAACUUUAAAAUAAUCUACACUAAAACUAAACUACACUUUAAAGGUUUAAAAUGCAAUAACGGCUUAGGUGCUGCUAUGUAGUGAGUAUUAAGUAAAAGUGGCUUAGACCGUUUAUGUAUGGAAUUGUUUGGUGUAUAUUUGCUAUUAAUGUAACUAACUCAAAUAUUGUAGAUUAGUUAAUUAUUGUCAAUUAGUAGUUUGUGAGUUAAGCCAUUACAGCACUGAAGGCCUCAAUUAAAAAUUACAUUAUUUAAAAUUUAAACAUGUCUUUCAACAUCUUCAUGAAACAUCCUAAAUAGUGUACACUGUGUUAAUUUUAGUUGUAAUCAAUAACCCUAUUUAAAUUUCUAUUUAAAAAAAAAAAAAAAAAUUGUUUUUUAAUUCAUAUAUUAUAAAUCAUGGUAAAAUAUGGUAAAUUACCAUUAGUAAUAUUAUAUUCCAUUAAAAUAAACGCACUACCUUCAUCGUGAAAUAGGGUUUAUGAUUUUCUAAUUAAUUAACAUACAGUAUAUUAUUGUGUAAAAUUAACAGAAAAGCAUUUACAAAAAUUUGUGUGAAUUUUUGAAUGUUAAAUAAUUUUGUUACGUAUAUUAAUUAAUAAACCAUAAAUACAUAAACUUUGCAAAUUUGUAAUUGGAAUAAAUAUUAGAUACAUAUUUAAAAUGUAUAAAACCUGAGCAUACAGCUAAAAAUAGUUAUGUGCCGGGUUGCGUGAACAAUCAAUAAACAUUUAACGAAUCAAUAGUGAGCUAAUGGUCCAUUAAAUUAAUAAAUUUUUCAUGCAUCCCAGACAAAAGUAUUUUAUUUUUAAAAUUGAUAAGUUAUUUAAACUCUAUAUUUAAUUUUUAAUAAUAUUACAUAAUAAGUAGAUACAAUGACAAUUUAGUUAAUAUUGAAGUAUAAUAUACACUUGUAAGAUCAACAAUAAAUGUAAUUAUAUGGCCAAUGUAAAUGUUUUGAUUUUAUUUGAAGUCUUGACUCUUGAAAUUCUUAUUUUACAAUUUGAUCAUGACAGAUCAUUAAUUAAAACUUUUCAGUAUCCUAUAUUCCUAUCCAAUUAUGUAAAUUCUAUUGGGGAGACUAAACCAGUGGUAUGUUUAUCACCAUAUUGUUUUUUUUUAUAAUUUAUGCUGUAACGCAUAAGUGAAAUUUGGACAACUGUAUUUUUUUUUUGGAGGGGGGGGGGCUAAAUUUACAAAAUCAACAGACCUGCAGGGGUUACGCCCCGCACUCCAUCUCCCACUUAUAAUCAUUUUCAUAGCGUUAUCUUUGUUAUUUUCAACAAUUUUUUAGAGGAAAUCUCAUAGAAUUUAAAAAUGUUAAACAUAUUAUUGUUCUUGAUAUUAUUUAACUUCCAAAAACAUCUGAUGUUAUGUACGUCUACACAACUAAAUAAAUGAAACACGCAAUGAGGUAGUUAACCACUAUACUUUAUUUGAACACUAUGUUAAUACAAAAAUACACAGAUUUGUGGAGGCUUUGUUGGACUGACAAUGACUGACUCGCCUUGGGGA
Molecule: messenger RNA, 4276 nt
Organism: Metopolophium dirhodum (rose-grain aphid)
Lineage: Eukaryota; Metazoa; Arthropoda; Insecta; Hemiptera; Aphididae
Product: transmembrane protease serine 9-like
Exons: 14
Coding region: 323-2266 (647 amino acids)
Biological process (GO): proteolysis
Molecular function (GO): serine-type endopeptidase activity
Source: RefSeq, a predicted model, not a curated record